CAAGGAAAGGAGUUGCUAAAAAAAAGGUCAAACAACGCAGCUCCUAAACAUAGACUCAAACAAAAAAUAGAUCGAGAGAGAAUGGGUGACAACAACUCCUGCAAGAAACAUUUUGUAUUAGUUCACGGGGCAUGCCAUGGAGCAUGGAGUUGGUACAAGGUUAAGCCCCUUCUCGAGGCCGCCGGUCAUCACGUGACACCGCUCGACAUGACGGCCUCGGGGAUCAACCUCAAAAGGAUCGAUGAAAUCCAAACAAUCGGAGAAUAUACCGAGCCGUUGAUUCAGUUUUUGACAGCUCUACCUAAUGAUCAGAAGGUCAUCCUUGUUGGGCAUAGCCUUGGAGGACUCAAUAUAGCCGUCGCUAUGGAAAUGUUUCCUCAAAAGAUCGAAAUUGGUGUUUUUGUAACCGCCUUUAUGCCGGACCAUGUGCACACUCCUUCCUUCAUCUUCGAUCAGUUUGUUGCAAGUAUGCCCGACGGAGGCAAAGAUUAUUGGUUGGACACGAAAUUCGAGAACUCCGGUGAUCCAAAGGAGACCCUGACCACAAUGUUCUUUGGGCCACAGUUUAUGUCUCUGCUCUAUCACUUAUGUCCCCUUCAGGAUUUGGAGUUAGCAAUGACAUUGAAGAGGCCAUCAUCGUUGUUCCUUCAUGAAGCAUGGAAACCAGAGGCGAAGCUAUCAAAGGAAAGAUAUGGAUCAGUGAGGAGUGCUUUUGUUGUAUGUGAAGAAGAUCAAGGGAUAUCCCAAACUUUCCAACGUUGGAUGAUUAGUAAUAAUGGGGUGAAAGAGGUGAAGGAACUUAAAGGAUCGGAUCACAUGCCAAUGUUAUGCAUGCCUAAACAGCUCUCUGAUUGUCUUGUCGAAAUUGCCCAAAUAUAAAUGCUCCAAUUUCUAUAUAUAUAUAUAUAACUCGUGACACAUUUAUGUUUUUUUCUUAUUUGUUUUGUAAAAUUGUUAAGCUACCAUGCAUUGACUUUUAUAUUGUCUGAUUAUUUUGAAUUCUUGUUCAAUGGAUGGGACUCGAUUGUAAUUUGCCUCUAUAAUGAAGCCGUGUUCGGCAGUAGCGUUUGAGGUAGCGGGUAAACGUUUUGACCUAUUU
Spinacia oleracea (spinach) is the source of this 1099-nucleotide messenger RNA. Its product is annotated as salicylic acid-binding protein 2. The transcript has 3 exons. Bases 82 to 879 code for a protein of 265 amino acids. Gene Ontology annotation, molecular function: methyl jasmonate esterase activity; methyl indole-3-acetate esterase activity; methyl salicylate esterase activity. The record is from RefSeq and is a predicted model, not a curated record. Gene Ontology annotation, biological process: jasmonic acid metabolic process; salicylic acid metabolic process. Lineage: Eukaryota; Viridiplantae; Streptophyta; Magnoliopsida; Caryophyllales; Amaranthaceae.